Messenger RNA from Budorcas taxicolor (takin), 1269 nucleotides. RefSeq names its product COMM domain containing 9 (gene COMMD9). Bases 15 to 611 code for a protein of 198 amino acids. The transcript is spliced from 6 exons. The record is from RefSeq and is a predicted model, not a curated record. Lineage: Eukaryota; Metazoa; Chordata; Mammalia; Artiodactyla; Bovidae.
GUGACUCGGGGAAGAUGGCCGCGCUGACAGCGGAGAACUUUGCAGCUCUCCAGAGCCUACUGAAGGCCUCCUCGAAAGAUUUUGUCAGACAGCUGUGCCAAGAGAGCUUUUCCAGCUCAGCCCUUGGCUCCAAGACCCUCUUGGAUGUUACGUGUUCCAGCUUGUCCGUGACCCAGGAGGAGGCAGAACAACUGCUCCAAGCCCUGCACCGCCUCACCAGGCUGGCCGUGUUCCGUGACCUCUCCUCCGCCGAGGCAAUUCUGGCACUCUUUCCUGAAAAUUUCCACCAAAACCUCAAAAACCUGCUGACAAAAAUCAUCCUGGAACACGUAUCUGCUUGGAGAGCUGAAGCCCAAGCGAGUCAGAUCUCUCUGCCACGCCUGGUGGACCUGGACUGGAGGGUGGACAUCAAAACCUCCUCAGACAGCAUCAGCCGCAUGGCCGUCCCCACCUGUUUGCUCCAGAUGAAGAUCCAGGAAGAUCCCAGUCUGUGUGGGGACAGGCCCUCCGUGUCGGCCGUCACCGUGGAGCUGAGUAAGGAGACGCUGGACACGAUGUUAGACGGGCUGGGCCGCAUCCGGGACCAGCUGUCCGCUGUGGCCAGCAAGUGAGGCGGCCUGCGGGCCCCGACGCCCUACCCACUGCCCCCCAGCACGUGGCGGCCCCCGCAGCGCCCACCGCAGGGGUGGGGGGCCGGCAGGAAAGGGGCUGGCAUCCAGAAGGCGCAGCAGCUGGGUCGGGAGGAAGCAGCCGGGCCCCCACGCAUUUCUCCUCACUCGUGUUCCUUUUCCUCUUUCUGAAGCGGGUGGGCAGAAGCCAGUGUCCCCACAAGGCUCCUGGGGGGGGGACUUCAGGACCGCUGUGGCGGGAGAGGAAGGGAGCGUUGGCUGGGUCAGCCGCCUCUGCCUGCCUGAGUGAGCGAUUCAGGCCCAGGUUGUGGUGCUUGUCUUAGUAAGUCCCUGUCCAGUGUUCACUCUGCUGGCGAGGCUCGCUUCUGCUCUGGAACACGUGCAGGGAGUCAGGCAGGCGAUGUCCACAGUCCUGCUGCUCUGUCAGAGGAGCCAGACCGACCCCACAGGGCAGGGCCCCCGCAGUGUGCCCGUCUCCCUGAGCCCAGAGCCUCCCCGAGCCCUUCAUCCCUGCUGGACCGCCUUUGAGCGUAGAAAGUGGGAAUUCAUUCCCUUCUUCAUGGAGCUGGUGCCCCUUCCUUGAUGUAAUGGGACCACUCAGGGUGAAGAAGUGGGAGUGAUUGGCAAUAAAUACCAGUUG